GAUAUAUGUGUGUGCAUGUGAUUGUGAUCUGAUUCAUAAUUCAAUCGACAGUUCGACACCAUUUUUACUCUCAACAUGGCGGAACCUGUUCAGUUAAAAGUUGUUAAAGUCCCACAAGAUCACUAUUCCUUCACUAACUGUGCCGUUAUUUCCUCACAGAACCCAACACUAAAAUCUGCUAAGUAUAUCACAAUAAAUGGGAAGUUUCCUUUAAAAGUUAUACUUGAUGAGAACCGUGGGGUCGGUCUUAGUGAUAUUGCACUAAAUGGGAAGCAACGUGAUUGGAUUGACUGUAAUCUUGGAUCAUUUCUAUCAGUAAAACCAUGUGUUGUUGAUCAGUAUAUUGCCAGCAUGUCUGUUGAAUUGGACUUCUACAAUGGACGACAACCAAGGAAAGCUCCUCCUAAUAUUGAUACUGAGAGGCUCCUUGAGGCAUUUCAGGAUGAAUUUGCUCGUGGAGCAAGCACAAACUCAUUUGCAAACAACCAACUGUUAACGAUACAGUUCAAGCAGAUUGAGAAGUGUCCACUGAUGGAAGGAAAAGUCAUGAAUAUUGAAUUUAUUAAGAGUGAAGGCAGACCUCAACCAUCAUCAGGGAUUAACUAUGGUCGUCUUGCUGCAAAUUCUAUCAUAACUUUUGAGAAAAAAGAUGGAUCUACUUUGCAAUUGACAGGACGUAGGAAAGGAAAGUCAGCACAAGUUGCAAUCAUCAGUCCUGAUUUUGAUUUCAAAACGAUGGGAAUUGGAGGACUUGAUAAAGAAUUUUCUGACAUAUUCAGACGAGCUUUUGCGUCACGCGUGUUUCCAGCUGAACUGGUUGAGGCACUCGGAAUGAAGCACGUUCGUGGUAUAUUACUCUAUGGCCCACCUGGUACCGGUAAAACACUAAUGGCCCGUCAGAUCGGUAAAAUGUUACACGCAAGGGAACCGAAGAUAAUCCAUGGACCCGAAAUACUGGAUAAAUACGUUGGGCAGUCUGAGGCCAACAUUCGCCUACUGUUUGCUGAAGCUGAGGCAGAAGAGAAGAAGAGUGGCAUCAACAGUGCACUACACAUUAUUAUAUUUGAUGAGAUUGAUGCCAUCUGUAGACAGAGAGGAUCACUGAGUGGCAGCACUGGAGUCCAUGAUACUGUUGUGAAUCAGUUGCUGGCUAAGAUUGAUGGUGUAGAACAACUAAACAACAUUCUACUGAUUGGAAUGACCAACAGAAAGGACAUGAUCGAUGAAGCCUUGUUGCGACCUGGUCGCUUAGAAGUACAAAUGGAAAUCGGUUUACCUGAUGCUAAAGGAAGAUUUGAAAUAUUAAACAUUCACACUGCUAAGAUAAGAGAUAGUGAAAAACUUGGUAAGGACGUUGAUCUUGAAGAGCUAUCCGAAGUCACGCGUAAUUUUAGCGGAGCAGAAAUUGAGGGAUUGGUACGAAGUGCUAUUUCAACCGCCAUGAAUAGAAUGAUAUCUGCCAAAGACCGUGUUGAGGUGGAUCACAAUGAAGCUGAUAAUCUCAAAGUAACUCGUGCUGAUUUCCAAUUUGCUCUUGAGCACGACAUCAAGCCUGCCUUUGGAAUCAGUGAGAAAGAACUGGACUUCUAUGUUAGAAAUGGUAUUAUUCAUUGGUCUCCAAGGAUACAAGGGAUCCUCUCUCGUGGUAAACUAGCUGUACAACAGACACAGGAAUCAGCUCAUAACUACCUCAUCAGUUUAUUAAUAAAAGGUGCUCCUGGGUCUGGUAAAACUGCCCUUGCAGUACAAAUGGCUAAAGAUUCUGCAUUCCCGUUUGUGAAGGUCAUCUCCCCCGAGAACAUGAUUGGAUAUCAUGAAAGUGCAAAAUGUCAAAUGAUAAAGAAGGUUUUUGAAGAUGCCUACAAGUCACCAAUCAGUUGUAUCGUCAUUGAUGACAUUGAGAGUCUCUUGGAUUACGUGAGUAUUGGCCCAAGGUUUUCAAACCUUGUCUUGCAGGCUCUUUUGGUACUGCUGCGUAAACAGCCUCCAGCUCGUCAUAGAUUGCUAAUACUGGGUACCACUAGUUUAUCAAAUGAGACAUUAGCAUCAUUUGGUAUUGAGAAUGCAUUCAGUAGCUCAGUUACUGCUCAUUCUGUCACCGAAGGAUCCGAAGUUAUUGAAAUAAUUAAACAAAUCAACUUAUUUGAGAAAUCUGACUUGUCUUACUUAGAGAAAGAGCUCGAAGGGAAAAAGUUAAGGAUUGGGAUUAAGAAACUGAUAGCAUUAUCAGAUGCAGCUUGUCAAUCUAAGGAUGCUGUGGCUGAUUUUGUUUCUCUCCUUAAGUCAGAGGCUGAUCUCAAGUUAGAUCUAGAAAUUCAAGAUCACUACUAAUGAGCAUCUGCUAAACAUUUUAAUAAUAAUGCUAGUUUUUUUUUACUCAUGCAGUGUCUGUUGCUGUUAUCUUAAUUGUCAGCUGAGUGAUUUUCUACACUAAUAAAUUAAUGAAAAUAUUCUUCAUAAGGAUUAUUAUUAUUAUGCAUCAUUUCAAGCUAUUGAAUUAGGAUUGUUAAUAUUAUUAUUAUUUAAA
Amphimedon queenslandica is the source of this 2527-nucleotide messenger RNA. Its product is annotated as vesicle-fusing ATPase-like. Bases 76 to 2331 code for a protein of 751 amino acids. The record is from RefSeq and is a predicted model, not a curated record. Gene Ontology annotation, biological process: Golgi to plasma membrane protein transport; intra-Golgi vesicle-mediated transport; SNARE complex disassembly. Gene Ontology annotation, cellular component: Golgi stack. Gene Ontology annotation, molecular function: ATP hydrolysis activity; ATP binding. The transcript is spliced from 25 exons. NCBI's taxonomy places the organism in Eukaryota, Metazoa, Porifera, Demospongiae, Haplosclerida, Niphatidae.